AUGAUUCCAGAAACUGUAGGUAGUUUGAUUGCUCAAAAAUACAAGAGUGCUAAAGAAAAUGAUCAUCUGCACUUUAUCGAGACUGAAUCCAAAGCUAUAAAGGAUGAUGAUUCUGGUAUGAACUUUGUAAUUAGUUACACACCUAGCUUGCUGAAGAAACCUGAGCGUGCUGAUGCCCAGAAGGAUGGUACUGAUCCUUUUGAAAAACCAGAACCAGAAUUGACCAUUUUAGAAGAUUUGAAUGAAGAUGGUCAAUUCAAACUGCUGUUGAAUAAAUUCCCUGUGAUUGCCAACCACACAUUGUUGGUUACAAAAGAAUUCAAGCACCAAAAUACUGCUUUGACACCACCUGAGUUGAUGGUUGCUUACAAGCUUUUGUGUACUCUUGAUAAGACUGAGAGCAAAAGACAUAUGGUAUUCUACAACUCUGGUCCUCAAAGUGGCUCAUCUCAGGACCACAAACAUUUGCAAAUGUUAGCUCUACCAGAAGAUUUUGUCCCAUUCCAAGAUAACCUAUGUGCAGGUAAACCUCAUUUCUUGCCAGACUUCAAGACAGAACCUUUGCAAGAUGAUAAAGUGUCCUUUGCUCACUAUGUUUUGCCAAUGCCAGAAGACAGUGAUUCUGUAGAUGAAGAUUUGAUGGCUAUGUGUUACAUUUCCUUGUUGCAAAGAGCGCUGACUUUCUUCCAAGAUUGGACCAAUGAAAAACCAAACAUGGAAAAGAGUUACAACUUUCUGUUGACAAAGAAAUGGAUAUGUUUGAUCCCACGUUUUCGUACGCAGGCUGAAUCCUUAGAAAUUGGUUUCAAUGCUGUUGGUUAUGCUGGUUUGGUUUUAGUUAAGAAAGAGGAUGUCUUUCAAAAGAUCACCGAGAAACCAGAAUUGAUUAAUGACGUUUUGUUGGAAUGUGGCUUCCCAAACACUGCCGGAACAAAGCCAACAGAGUACCAUUAUUAA
This is a messenger RNA of Nakaseomyces glabratus, 957 nucleotides long. It is a transcript of the gene APA1, whose product is annotated as bifunctional AP-4-A phosphorylase/ADP sulfurylase. Gene Ontology annotation, molecular function: ATP:ADP adenylyltransferase activity; ATP binding. NCBI's taxonomy places the organism in Eukaryota, Fungi, Ascomycota, Saccharomycetes, Saccharomycetales, Saccharomycetaceae. The record is from RefSeq and is a predicted model, not a curated record. Gene Ontology annotation, biological process: nucleotide metabolic process.